AUGGCGAUGCCCAAUGUGGACGAAUUGUUGAAGCGCUUGAAGAUCGCCGGUAAAGACACAGAUCCUUUCGAAGCGAUCAUCAAGGACGCGAAAGAGUACGAUGAUGCUAUCAAGCAUGGAGACAAAGAGAAACUGAAGAAGUUUGACUUCAGUGUCAGUCCGGCGUUGGGCUAUUUAGCGGGCUGUAAAGCGGUUGUUUAUUGUAGUAAAGAAUGUCAAAUCCAAGAUUGGAAAGUUCCUAUUAUGCCACGGGCCGAUACUCACAAGACUCUAUGCCCGGCCAACAAAAUUUAUAUGCAACGCAUCCCCGAGCUGCAGGCUGUGCUGAACCAAUUCACCUGGGGUCGCAUUGAGUCCGACGGGACAUUUGCUCAAGACCUCGUGAAGGCCCGCCUUGAAGUCCUAGGAUCAGGUCCCUCCUUUGGGUACUGGUCUGUUCCGGGUGGUCAACAAGCCCAUGAUGUUCCUCGCUCCCAGCAGGCGGAAGGCACAUGGGUUCCACGCUCUAAAGAUUACAUUCACGGAGAGGCUUGGAAGUUAAAGGACCCGAAGCUGAUCCCUAGACUGUUCUUCGACGACGAGUUUCCUCCCCCACAAAAACCGCUGCCUGGUCAAGUGAAGGACUGGAAGAGCUGGUAUGAGUGGCGUGGCUUGAGCACGGAGUCACCUGUGGCGCUGAUGAUGGACUUCCCGCUCUCUGCUUAUUACCUUAUUCUUGAUGUGCUGAAGGUUGUACGAGUGGACCCGUCGUCUGCUAAGCAGCAGAAGUUGAAUCUGCAUUACUUGGGCGCAGAGGUUGAGUUGAACUAUCUGCCUUUGUUCUCCGAGCUCGCCCUUCUUCUGCCUAACACUCAGAUCACUCUGACCUUCUUUGGCAAAGCCGCCUACGACCUUGUCCACACUGCUCGAAAAUCUUACCCGUCCUCACUCGCCACACAAGACAUCGUCUGGUCCUACCAAGCCCCGAAGAAGACUGGUGGUGGGUCGAUCGACAUCAAGCUCUACUCUGAGCAGGCCCAUUGGAGUAGAGGAAUCUUGCUCAAGGGGACCUUAAGUCCACCUGAUGCUAUGGUCGCCUGCGAUGCUGGGCUGUUUGCAUACCCAGAAUGGUCGGACCCAAUGCUCUUUGCAGCUGCGUUCGGCAUUCCUUUCGGGAUCACAGAGUAUGCAGAACAAUCCAUGAAAACCUGCACCAAAAACCUUCCGAUCAUGUUCAUGGGGGCGGCAAGGGACAUGCCGGAUCCCAAGUACGCCUCCAAUAUUAGGGAGCAAAUGGAGAGGGACCAUCCCAUCACGUUUAACCCGUUUCAUCGUCCUGGACAGAGGUCUCUUCCUAAUAUCAGGAUGCCGAAUGCAUUCAACGGUUUCGCGCUGCCGGUGGUCAUGAAAAGUUGA
Molecule: messenger RNA, 1395 nt
Organism: Stereum hirsutum FP-91666 SS1
Lineage: Eukaryota; Fungi; Basidiomycota; Agaricomycetes; Russulales; Stereaceae
Exons: 7
Coding region: 1-1395 (464 amino acids)
Source: RefSeq, a predicted model, not a curated record